Cercopithifilaria johnstoni is the source of this 2151-nucleotide messenger RNA. NCBI's taxonomy places the organism in Eukaryota, Metazoa, Nematoda, Chromadorea, Rhabditida, Onchocercidae. The record is from the annotation of a GenBank genome assembly.
AUGUUAACUGCGUUAGUUGAGAAGGCAUUUGUUCGGGUUCUCCGUGGAGAGAUAACGGAUGAAGAAGCUGCUGAUCAGAUUGCUGAUUCACUUUGUGCUGAUUCUUUAACCAAUAACUUACAGAAUAUCUAUGGUGCUGAAAUUCAGCGUAAUGUUAACAAUGAAGGAAAGAUGGAUAUUUCUGCUAAUUUGCAGCCACAGUCAUGUCAACAGCAUCAACAGCAGCCGAAAGUCCUAGGUACUAUAACUUUGGGUGAUUUGCACCCUGCGCAAAUCGCACAGUUUCAGCAAGCGUUUGCAGAAGCCAGUAAAGGAUUAGCUUCUUCAGUUGUUUUCAAUGUACCAGUGCAAAAGACUGAUAGUCAGGAAGAAUAUUUUACAGAUGAAGACAAGGAGAGAUGUGCUCUUCUUCAUGAAUUAUUAUCUGGUCGACGCCCGUUAAUAUUGCAUCCUUAUGUAUUUCUUCUAAACCGACGGUUUAAAUGGACUGAUAUCGCUGUUCCCGUUACCGAGACUGAUAAGUUUCGUGUUUAUCGGCUGAACCAAGCACGUAAUUCGCGGUGUUAUUACCGUUGUUCAGGUUGUGAGACUAUGGCAAAGGAGCCCGGCGAUCCAAUUGCCCAAAUAAAACUUGCUGAAGGUCAUUUGGUAGGUGAUGUUAAUCCACCCCACAAUUUAAAAUGCGAAUUGUUUACAUUUUCCAAUAUUGUCAACCGACAGUUUGACAGAGAAGCUCGUCUUGAUGUUUACAACGGAAUUAUGAACCCAAAAGAGGCUUGGAAUAGAGGGCGUUUACGAGCUCUGAGAGCGGAAAGUUUAGCGCCUAAAGGUUUAUUAAAUGCAGAUGAAUAUCCUACAUGGGAUACCAUGAACAAAGUUAUCAUGAAACUGUGGAGAAGUGCCAAGCGGGCACACGACGCUGGUAUCGAAGGUAUUGAUCGAGUUGGUAGUAAAGACUGGUGGCGUAAUAUCCCACCACCAUCUGCUACACGGAGAAGUGCAAAGAAAAAAAAUUAUGACACCACAAAUUAUAGUUUCCGAACGGAAGGAAGUGGUGAACUUGAAGAGCUUGAUGAUGAUGAUGGCGAUCAAUCUUGCAUUUCAAUGGCUGCUAGUGGUGAAAAUGGAUGUCUUGAACUGUUGGAUGUGGUUAGCGAAAGCGAAAUUUAUACUACCGAUCAAGAACCAGCUCCUUCUGUUUCCUUCGAAGGAGAUAAUAUUAUGCCAGAGCCACCCGAACAAAUUUCAUUGUUUUCGAAUAGAUCUGAUCCAGGUAAAUGCAUGUUACACCAGGACAAUCACAUCAGCUUAUCUGCAUUACCUAGUGAUGGUGAUGAAAAAACACCAGACGCUUUUGCGCGUGACGGUGAGGAAAACAGUGAUGUACAGUAUUACCUACUACAAGACUAUGAUGAUGAUGACGAUGAUGAUGAUGAUAAUGACGACGAUGAUGAUGACGAUGAUGAUAAUGAUGGCGGCGAUGAUGACGAUGAUGAUGGAGGCGAAGAUAGAGAUAGAAACGGCGAUGAUGAAGAUGACAAUGAUAAUGAUGUAGAUGUAGAUAAUGUCGAUCAAGUCACUGUUGACAAUGCUGAUGAUGAAGUGAUGCGAGAGUACAAUGACGUUCUAACCGAAGUGGAUCGGCUUGAGCGAAAAGCCAUUGCGGCAACUGAAGGAAUGACAGAGCAUCGAAGAAUGGGCGGAGGUCAUAUAGUGGAACAGCGACAACAUGAUGAAUCGUAUGAACUACGACGAAAUAUUCAGCAGGUGCCAUUGCAUGAGCAUGUCGUAGCGCGGUCUCAACAAGUCAACAGUACCGUCUUUGCAAAUCGCAAACUGUUUGCAGCAAUUGAGAGUUUGACACGUACACUGAAUACAGAUCAUUCACGACAAUUUCAUCAGGAAAUGUUGAAAACAGCAGUGGAAUUGUCGAACAGUUAUGCUGCGCAGCAACGGCAACGAUAUGCUGCAGAAACGGUAACAUUACGACGCAAUGCAACCGUUGAGCGUCGUAACGUGGCUGAAGUAUCUAGGCAGCACAGUGAUUAUGAAGAGGAUGAAAAGUCGUUUGGUAAAAUAACAGGGAGGCGACAAGCAAGUGCAACACCGUUGCGAACAUGGGCAUUCAAAAAAGGAUCAAAAUUCGAGUAG